Camarhynchus parvulus is the source of this 2609-nucleotide messenger RNA. It is a transcript of the gene DNMT3A, whose product is annotated as DNA methyltransferase 3 alpha. Gene Ontology annotation, cellular component: nucleus; cytoplasm. Gene Ontology annotation, biological process: negative regulation of DNA-templated transcription. NCBI's taxonomy places the organism in Eukaryota, Metazoa, Chordata, Aves, Passeriformes, Thraupidae. Gene Ontology annotation, molecular function: DNA (cytosine-5-)-methyltransferase activity. The record is from RefSeq and is a predicted model, not a curated record.
ACGGCCCCCUCGGACCCGCAGAAGAAACGCGGCAGGAGGAAACGCCUGGAGGGCAGCGAGAAAGGCAAGGACGAGAAGGAGGAAAACAACAACUUCGACAGCCUGAAAAUGGAGGGCUCUCGGGGGCGGCUCCGGGGCGGGCUGGGCUGGGAGUCGAGCCUGCGGCAGCGGCCGAUGCAGCGGCACACCUUCCAGGCAGGGGACCCCUACUACAUCAGCAAGAGGAAACGUGACGAGUGGCUGGCACGCUGGAAGAGGGAGGCCGAGAAGAAGGCCAAGGUGAUCGCCGUGAUGAACGUGGUGGAGGAGCCGGGCGCGGCGCAGGCGCAGAAGGAGGAGGAGGCCAGCCCGCCCGGGCCGCAGCAGCCCACCGACCCCGCCUCGCCCAGCGUGGCCACCACGCCCGAGCCCGCCGUGGCCGAGGCCGGCGACAAGAACGCCUCCAAGUCGGCCGACGACGAGCCCGAGUACGAGGACGGGCGCGGGUUCGGCAUCGGCGAGCUGGUGUGGGGCAAGCUGAGGGGCUUCUCCUGGUGGCCCGGGCGCAUCGUGUCCUGGUGGAUGACCGGCCGCUCCCGCGCCGCCGAGGGCACCCGCUGGGUCAUGUGGUUCGGGGACGGCAAGUUCUCCGUGGUGUGCGUGGAGAAGCUGCUGCCCCUGAGCUCCUUCGCCAGCGCCUUCCACCAGGCCACCUACAACAAGCAGCCCAUGUACCGCAAGGCCAUCUACGAGGUGCUGCAGGUGGCCAGCAGCCGGGCCGGGAAGAUCUUCCCAGCCUGCCCCGAGAACGACGAGAGCGACACGUCCAAGGUGGUGGAGAUCCAGAACAAGCAGAUGAUCGAGUGGGCCCUGGGCGGCUUCCAGCCCUCGGGGCCCAAGGGGCUGGAGCCCCCCGAAGAGGAGAGGAACCCCUACAAAGAAGUUUACACGGAGAUGUGGGUGGAGCCCGAAGCAGCCGCCUACGCGCCGCCCCCGCCCGCCAAAAAACCCCGCAAAAGCACAACCCAGGAGAAGCCCAAGGUCAAGGAGAUCAUCGACGAGCGCACCCGAGAGCGGCUGGUGUACGAGGUGCGGCAGAAGUGCAGGAACAUCGAGGACAUCUGCAUCUCCUGUGGGAGCCUCAACGUGACCCUGGAGCACCCUCUGUUCAUCGGGGGGAUGUGCCAAAACUGCAAGAACUGCUUCCUGGAGUGUGCGUACCAGUACGACGACGACGGCUACCAGUCCUACUGCACCAUCUGCUGCGGUGGCCGUGAGGUCCUCAUGUGUGGCAACAACAACUGCUGCAGGUGCUUCUGCGUGGAGUGCGUGGACCUGCUGGUGGGCCCGGGGGCGGCGCAGGCGGCCAUCAAGGAGGACCCCUGGAACUGCUACAUGUGCGGCCACAAGGGCGUCUACGGGCUGCUGCGGCGGCGCGAGGACUGGCCCUCGCGGCUGCAGAUGUUCUUCGCCAACAACCACGACCAGGAGUUUGACCCCCCCAAGGUGUACCCGCCGGUGCCUGCUGAGAAGAGGAAGCCCAUCCGGGUGCUCUCGCUCUUCGAUGGCAUCGCCACAGGGCUGCUGGUGCUGAAGGACCUGGGCAUCCAGGUGGACAGGUACAUUGCCUCCGAGGUGUGCGAGGACUCCAUCACCGUGGGCAUGGUGAGGCACCAGGGCAAGAUCAUGUACGUCGGGGACGUCCGCAACGUCACCCAGAAACACAUACAGGAGUGGGGCCCCUUUGAUCUGGUCAUUGGGGGCAGCCCCUGCAACGACCUGUCCAUCGUCAACCCGGCCAGGAAGGGUCUCUACGAGGGCACCGGGCGCCUCUUCUUCGAGUUCUACCGCCUGCUGCACGAAGCCCGGCCCAAGGAGGGCGACGACCGGCCCUUCUUCUGGCUCUUCGAGAACGUGGUGGCCAUGGGAGUGAGUGACAAGAGGGACAUCUCGCGCUUCCUGGAGUCCAAUCCCGUCAUGAUCGAUGCCAAAGAAGUGUCUGCAGCACACCGGGCACGCUACUUCUGGGGGAACCUGCCCGGCAUGAACAGGCCGCUCGCAUCCACCGUCAAUGAUAAGCUGGAGCUGCAGGAGUGCCUGGAGCACGGCAGGAUAGCAAAGUUCAGCAAAGUGCGAACCAUCACCACCCGCUCCAACUCCAUCAAGCAGGGCAAGGACCAGCACUUCCCCGUGUUCAUGAACGAGAAGGAGGACAUCCUGUGGUGCACGGAGAUGGAGAGGGUGUUUGGCUUCCCCGUGCACUACACGGACGUGUCCAACAUGAGCCGCCUGGCCCGGCAGAGACUGCUCGGCAGGUCCUGGAGCGUGCCGGUGAUCCGCCACCUCUUCGCGCCCCUGAAGGAAUACUUUGCCUGCGUCUAGAGAUGGGCAGGGACUGGCCACACUCACGGAGCGAGUCGGUAACAAACACAUCCACGCCAAGAGAAGUGAACACACGGAAUGAGAGAAGAGUCAGCACCCAGAAGAGAGACGGGAUUUCGCAGCCCGACGGGAACCCAGCACACGUCUCCCCGAGCGAAAGGGGUCGGUGUCCUCUCCGGAAUUUCCCAGGAUCAGCUUUAGCUAUUUAAAAACAAACAAAAACCACAAGAAGCAAACAAAAAAAAAAA